AUGGAACUCAACCGAGAACAUUUUCGCGCCAUAAUUUAUUACAACUUUCAGAGACAAUUAUCGCAACAAGAAUGCCUUGCUGAGUUACUGUCUGUUUUCGGCAACGAAGCGCCACGUCAGUCGACAAUUUCCCGUUGGUAUGGAGAAUUCAAACGUGGACGGGUGAGUCUUAGCGACGAUCCCAGGGUGGGUGCACCAAAAACGGCAAUUGAGGCGUCCUGGAAGAUCUCAAAGACCUCAAUUCAAAAAAUUUUACAUGAAGAAUUAGGAUGGUGUCAAAAAACGCUUGACCGUUUGAAUUCCGGAACCUCAAAAAAUGUGUACAGCAUUGUUAGUGGUGACGAGUCGUGGAUUUACUGUUAUGAACCAGAAAAUAAACGACAAUCGGCUGUUUGGGUGUUCCAAGGUGAAGAAAAGCCAACAAAAGUCAUCCGUUCUCGAAGUGUUUCGAAAAAGAUGGUCGCGACAUUUGUGUUAAAAGCGGGAUAUAUUGCAACAAUUCCUCUUAAUGACCAAAUAACUGCUACUGCGGAUUGGUAUACCACCAUUUGCCAAAAAAUCAUCCUCCACCAAUACAAUGCAAGCUCGCACACAGCCCAAAAAACAAGGCAGUACUUAACGGAAGAAAACGUGGAAAUAUUGGAACAUCCUCCAUACAGUCCCGGUCUAAGUCCUAACGAUCUCUUUACUUUCCCGAAAAUUAAAAACAGACUGCGUGGUCAAAGGUUUCAGUCACCAGAAGAACCAGUUGACGCAUUCAAAAAUGCCGUUUUGGAUCUGCCAGCAAGCGAGUGGAAUGAAUGCUUCAAAAAUUGGUUCGAGCGCAUGCAGAUGUGCAUUAAUCUUCGUGGAGAUUACUUCGAAAAACAAUAA
Molecule: messenger RNA, 873 nt
Organism: Acanthoscelides obtectus
Lineage: Eukaryota; Metazoa; Arthropoda; Insecta; Coleoptera; Chrysomelidae
Source: the annotation of a GenBank genome assembly